Molecule: messenger RNA, 1071 nt
Organism: Lodderomyces orthopsilosis Co 90-125
Lineage: Eukaryota; Fungi; Ascomycota; Pichiomycetes; Serinales; Debaryomycetaceae
Gene: AGE3
Product: Age3p
Exons: 1
Coding region: 1-1071 (356 amino acids)
Biological process (GO): regulation of endocytosis; regulation of ARF protein signal transduction
Cellular component (GO): Golgi membrane
Molecular function (GO): GTPase activator activity
Source: RefSeq, a predicted model, not a curated record
AUGUCAGUAGAUCCAGAUUCACGCAGGAAAUUGUUAAGCUUGCAAAAAGUGGGUGAAAACAAGAAAUGUUUUGAUUGUGGUGCCCCCAACCCACAAUGGGCGUCUCCUAAAUUCGGUGCAUUCAUCUGUUUAGAAUGUGCUGGUGUGCAUAGAGGUUUGGGAGUCCAUAUAUCCUUUGUACGAUCAAUAACAAUGGAUCAGUUCAAACCGGAAGAAACAUUACGAAUGGAAAUUGGUGGAAAUGAAAGAUUGAGGAAAUAUUUUGAAGAGAAUGGUGUUGAUUUGGGUUUACCGGCAAAACAAAAGUUUGAUAACUUUGUGGCUGAAGAUUACAAGGAGAUUUUAACUUGCGAAGUUGAAGGUAGGGAGUAUGUGCCAAAGGAUCAUUCGGGUGAGAAGCUACCAGAUAAGGAUAGUAUUACUUCGACUACUACAUCGACUUCUACUCGUGCAGGGCCUGGUUUAACUAAUGAGCAAAAAAGCAAGAACGAAUCGUAUUUUGCCAGUUUAGGAGCAAAGAACGAAUCAAGACCUGAUCAUCUUCCGCCAUCACAAGGAGGAAAAUAUGCCGGUUUUGGUAAUACACCAGCACCUGCAUCCAACGGUACUUCAGCUGGUGGCUCAUCCUCAUUUUCCAAUUUUACGGUAGACAAUUUCCAAAAGGAUCCAUUAGGUACAUUCACCAAAGGGUGGGGUCUUUUCUCAUCAACUGUGGUCAAAUCGGUUCAAGAAGUGAACCAAAGUGUAAUUCAACCAAGUUUGACUCAAUUACAACAAAGUGAAUUUAGUGCUGAAGCUAAGAAGGCAAUGGCUCAAUUUGGUCAAAAAAUGCAAGAGACGGGAAAAUAUGGACAAGAAACUUUUCAAACUUUCACCAAGGAAGUAAAUGAACAAGGACUUAAUAAAACUAUUGAUCAUCGAUUUAAUGGAUUAUGGGCAAAGUCAAACAACAAUGAUGACGUACCUGUUGCUUUUGGGUAUAAAAGGUCCGAGGAUGGUGUCAAAUAUGAGAGUUUGUCAGGUGGAUCCAAUUCGAAAUCACAAGAUGAAGAUAAAUGGGAUGAUUUUUGA